AUGGGGCGGCUUCACUCUGGGCUCACGUUUUCGGUGGGCUGUCUGAUCCUGGUGUGGGCAGCAGGCUCUGGCUCCAGCUGCUCAGAGGUCUCCUGUGUCUCCCCAGGGAGUGUGAGGGUCCUGCAGGGGCCCACCUGCUUCUCCGACUACGUCAACAUCUCCACCUGUGAGUGGGAGAUGGCCCGGCCCACCAACUGCAGAGCCGAGCUCCGCCUGUUCUACCAGCUGAAAUUUUUCUACUUUGAAAACCACACGUGUGUCCCCGAGAACAGAGCUGGCGCGGUGUGCGUGUGCCAUAUGCAUAUGGAUAACGUGGUCAGUGUGGACACCUACCAGCUGGACCUGUGGGCUGGGGAGCAGCUGCUGUGGAAGAGCUCCUUCAAACCCAGUGAGCAUGUGAAACCCCUGGCGCCCAGAAACCUCACUGUUCACGCCAACAUCUCCCGCACGUGGCUGCUGACGUGGAACAACCCGUACCCUCCUGAGAAUCACCUAUACUCCGAGCUCACCUACCUGGUCAACAUCUCAAAUGAGAACGACCCCACGGAUUUCAGAAUUUAUAACGUGACCUACAUGGGGCCCACCCUCCGCUUUGCAGCCAGCACCCUAAAGUCUGGAGCUUUCUACAGCGCACAGGUGAAGGCCUGGGCUCAGAGCUACAACAGCACCUGGAGUGAAUGGAGCCCCAGCGCCAAGUGGCUUAACUACUAUGAGGCGACCUUGGAGCAGCGCCUCCCACUGGGCGUCAGCAUCUCCUGCGUCGUCAUCCUGGCUGUCUGCCUGUCCUGCUAUGUCAGCAUCAUCAAGAUUAAGAAAGAAUGGUGGGAUCAAAUUCCCAACCCAGCCCACAGCCCCCUCGUGGCCGUGGUCAUCCAGGAUUCUCAGGUGUCACUGUGGGGGAAGCGGUCCCAAGGCCAGGAACCAGCCAAGUGCCCACACUGGAAGACUUGUCUUGCCAAGCUUCUGCCCUGUUUACUGGAGCAUGGCAUGGAAAGGGAUGAAGAUUCCUCCAAGGCUGCUAGAAAUGAGCCUUUCCAGUGUCCUGGAAAAGUAGCAUGGCACCCCAUGGAGGUCAACAAGACAAUCCUCUGGCCAGAGAGCGUCAGCUUGGUUCGGUGCGUGGAGCUGUUUGAGGCCCAAGUGGAGAAUGAAGAAGAGGAAGUGGAGGAAGAUAAAGGGAGCUUCUGCCCAUCACCUGACAGCAGCGGGGGCACCUUCCAGGAGGGCAGGGAGGGCAUCGCAGCCCGGCUGACAGAGAGCCUGUUCCUGGACCUUCUCGGGGGCGAGGAUGGGGGCUUUAGCCCACAGGGCUUGGAGGAGUCCUGCCUUCUUCCACCUUUAGAAAAUCCAAGUGUUCAGAGGCCCUGGGCCACGUCCCCAAGUGUAGGGCCCCAGGAGGCAUCGUCUGAGGACAAGGAGCCUUUGAACCCAGAGUCAAGUCCUCCAACCCAGAGCCCAGCCAGGCUGGCUUUCCCAGAGAUGCCCAGUGUCAUCGCAGACAACCCCACUUACCGCAGCUUCAGCACCUUCCUGAGCCAGUCCUCAGGCCCUGGAGAGCUUGACUCAGACCCACAGCUGGCCGAACACCCAGGGGAAGUGGACCCCGGAAUCCCCACCGCCCCCCAGCAAUCUGCACUGCCCGCCGCACUCCAGCCUGAGCCAGAAACGUGGGAGCAGAUCCUGCGCCAGAGCGUCCUCCAGUGCAGGGCAGCCCCGGGCCCCGCCUCAGCCCCCAGCAGUGGCUACCGGGAGUUUGUGCAGGCGGUGAAGCACGGUGGUGCCCAGGACAGCGGGCUGGAGGGCUCUGGCCCUUGCGGAGAGGCUGGCUACAAGGCCUUCUCCAGCUUGCUCGCUGGCACUGCUAGCUGCCCGGGGACAUCUGGAGUGGAGCCCAGCAGUGGGGAGGGGGGCUACAAGCCCUUCCAGAGCCUCACUCCUGGCUGUCCCGGAGCCCCUGCCCCAGUCCCCGUCCCCCUGUUCACCUUUGGACUGGACGUGGAGCCCCCUCACAGCCCUCAGGACUCAUUCCUCCCAGGCAGCACCCCAGAGUGCCCUGGUUUGGAGCCAGUGGUCAAGGGAGAAGACAGCCAGAAGCCCCUGCUGUCCCCGGAGCUGACCACAGACCCCCUCAGGGAUGACCUGGGCAAUGGCAUUGUCUACUCAGCCCUCACCUGCCACCUGUGUGGCCACCUGAAGCAAUGCCACGGCCAGGAGGAACGUGGCAAGGCCCACAUUGAGGCCAGCCCCUGCUGUGGCUGCUGCCGUGGGGACGGGUCCUUACCCCCGGUGAGCCCCCUGAGGGCCCUGGACACCCAGCUCAUUGGGGCUCCAUUGGAGGCCAGCCUCUCUCCAGCCUCCCUAGCACCCUUGGGUGUCUCAGAGGAGGGUAAGUCCCCCCUGUUCUUCCAAACUGCCCCCAACAAUGCUCAGAGCUCAAGCCAGACCUCCACGGUGAUGGCCAUGCUCUCCCCAGGGCCCACGUGCACGGAUGCUUCCUAG
Lipotes vexillifer (Yangtze River dolphin) is the source of this 2499-nucleotide messenger RNA. RefSeq names its product interleukin 4 receptor (gene IL4R). The transcript is spliced from 9 exons. Lineage: Eukaryota; Metazoa; Chordata; Mammalia; Artiodactyla; Lipotidae. Gene Ontology annotation, molecular function: cytokine receptor activity; protein binding. The record is from RefSeq and is a predicted model, not a curated record. The coding region runs from base 1 to 2499 and encodes 832 amino acids. Gene Ontology annotation, cellular component: membrane; external side of plasma membrane. Gene Ontology annotation, biological process: production of molecular mediator involved in inflammatory response; cytokine-mediated signaling pathway.